This is a messenger RNA of Ceratina calcarata, 4526 nucleotides long. RefSeq names its product mitogen-activated protein kinase 15. The coding region runs from base 241 to 2520 and encodes 759 amino acids. Gene Ontology annotation, biological process: protein phosphorylation. The record is from RefSeq and is a predicted model, not a curated record. The transcript is spliced from 10 exons. Lineage: Eukaryota; Metazoa; Arthropoda; Insecta; Hymenoptera; Apidae. Gene Ontology annotation, molecular function: ATP binding; MAP kinase activity.
UGCACCGGGAAUAUUGUCGUCAUAGUAACUGGCACGAAUUCUAUAAACAUAGCCACAUUGAUGUGUCAAAGGUUGGAUGAAAAAGCUAUUCGAGUGGAGCUUCCUUCCUGAUGUGUAUAAAGAUGUGAAUGCGUUACGGUCCGCGUACACCGUUUCCGUCUGAAAAUUUUCGUCGUCCUCAAUCCUUCGUGAUCGUCGUGUUGAUUCGCAAAGUUUCGCCGUGUCCACGAUCCCGUCGCGAUGUCGUCAAAAAAUACCAACGAAAAGGUUCUGGAGAUCGACGCUCACGUCAGCAAACAUUAUGACAUCGUCCGACGUCUUGGCAAGGGGGCUUACGGCAUCGUAUGGAAGGCGAUUGACAAGAAAAACAAAGAGACGGUGGCGGUAAAGAAAAUCUUCGACGCCUUCAGAAACCAGACGGACGCGCAGCGCACAUUCCGCGAGAUAAUGUUCCUACUGUCGUUCGCCAACCACGAGAACAUCAUACGGUUGAUCGGCCUGCACAAGGCGAACAACGACCGGGACAUAUAUCUCGUUUUCGAGUACAUGGAAACCGAUCUCCACAACGUGAUUAAGAAGGGCAACAUCCUCAAGGACAUCCACAAGGUGUUCAUCAUGUAUCAGCUGUUUAAGGCGAUCAAAUACAUUCAUUCCGGGAACGUGAUACACAGGGACUUGAAGCCGUCGAACGUUCUGUUGAACGCUCAGUGCCAUUGUAAGAUCGCCGAUUUCGGAUUGGCACGAUCGGUGACGCAGAUAGGCGAAGGCGACGGCGAAGCCGGCAGCGAUCCCACCCUCACAGAUUACGUAGCUACUCGCUGGUAUCGCGCACCGGAAAUCCUCGUCGCAUCGAAAAGGUACACAAAGGGCAUAGAUAUGUGGUCGUUAGGAUGCAUUCUCGGCGAGAUGCUCCUUGGGAAGCCGCUGUUUCCUGGCUCGUCGACGAUAAAUCAAGUAGAAAGGAUAAUGGCCACUCUUCCGCCACCCACCAGGGAAGGUAAUUUCACCCCGACGUUGCAUUUGUUCGGUGGAAAGAUAGAAAAUAGUCCACUCGCGGUGAUUCUUUCAGAUCUAAUUUCGGUCAGUGCCGGGUACGGCACUAAUUUGUUGGAAAAAACACCGAACGGACCCAGGCGGUCCUUGACGGAUCUGCUACCCGAAGUGUCCGAAAAGGCAUUGGAUCUCAUCAGCAAUUUGAUAGUCUUCAAUCCGAAUCACAGAUUCACUGCUGUCGAGGCCUUGGAGCACCCUUACGUGGCUCACUUUCACAGGAGAAGCAACGAGCCGGAAAGAGGCUCGAACGUGGUUCCGUUGCUCCGGGACGACGUACAACUAUCCGUCGACGAGUACAGGAAUAAGCUCUAUUCAAUGAUGGACGAGAAGCAUCGCAAGCAUAAGAACAUGUCAAAAUCCAGAAUCAGGCGAUUGUCGGAGCACAUCAGGAAGGAAACGCUUAGCAAUAAUAGUAAUCCGGUGAUCGGGCAGGGCGACGCGACUGUUGGCAAAAAUUUUACGCACUCGUAUCAAGAUUUACGCAAAGAGAGAGGUAGAAGCGACGCGUACGAUCCUUGCUGCCUGGAGGUGCGUGUGCAGCUACCGAACAGGAAGACCACGCGGCAUUCGCAAAUCGACAGCGGGGAACGAAUCACGAAGACGAGAUCCAUAAGCAUGUCCGCGGAACCGGCAACGAAAAGUGUAAAGGGUCUCCGACCGAGCAACGAGACUAAGAACGUGGCGACCCAGUACACGCAGAAUCUCGUCAACGGGAAUCUGAAUAAUUUGACGCCGAGCACGACGAAGAGCUGCCUGUAUUUCAACCAGCAACGGCAGCUGUCCAAAUCCCAGCGUUCGAUACAGUCGGAUCAAGCGAUGGUGUGUGCAGCUGCUAGGAGAUCGAAUCAGAUAGCGUCUGGUAGCCGGGACAAGCUGCGACGAAGUUGCAAACAGGUACGCGGCAGCACUCGGUUAUUAGAUCACGCGAACUGGCGCGAGGAGGACCGUCAAAAGACUCCGCUGGGUCAGGACAACUCGAAGGCCAUUCAGGCGAAAUAUUUCGCGAAGACGCCGGGCACCGCGUCGUCUUCUUUCUAUCUGAGGCCCACCAGCAACAGCAACAAGAACACCUGCAGCGCCGAGUCUCUUUACAAUUCGUAUCAUCCCUCCGUGAAGAGUCAAGUAGUACGAAAUUAUUUGAAUCAGACUAUGCCAUCGUGCGCCGACAAGCAGUCCGCGUCGCUGCCCUGUCAAUCGAGGAUAUCGCUUUGGAACAGCACCGGGAACAUCGAGAAAUUGCACCCGCUCGCUAAUUAUCAUCCAUCGAUCGGGAACAGUCGAUCGAAGAAUCUGAUCUCCAGCCACGUAACGGGGACGCAUUCUAAGCACUCGAACGAGGGUAGCGUUAACAGCGGGAAGAGGUCGAUACGCGGCGACGCGCCUUUCUUCGACAGCUACGCCCAAAGUCACGGCGUGAUAACCGCGUCCGCGUACAAAGAUCUACGUAACGGGACUAUAAGGUGGUAAAACGUCGCGUCAGGCUUCCGAGAAGAAGAACGAGGAAACGGAGGCCGCACAUAUUUUUGUAUGACUCAUUAUCCCGAAAUCUUGUUUAAAUCCCAGUUAGACGGCACGAAUGGAGAAUGGAAUCGCACCACACGAAUAUUCCCAGUAUUAAACGCACGUAUUCGACGCAUUCUCGAUAUUAUAAAUAUUUAAGGGACUGACGUAUUAUUAGAAAUUAGGAACGAACCGCUGACCGCUGCGCGCUGGGCCAUCGGCGGCCGUUCUUUUUCUCGGAAGCUAUCGCCAAUUGUACAGGAGAGCUAACGUUCCUAUAUAAAUAAAUCUAACAAAAAGUCAGUGGAUAUGCGAAAGUAUAACAGCGUAUCGAGCAAUCGAUACUUGGAAUUCCUACGGGAACAAACUGCCGGGAGCCUCAAUGUAAACGGAGCCACCAUAAAUGCAGGCGUAAGAAGCGAACAAAUAGUGAUCUCGAGGCAAAUGGUACUUUAAGCUCUUAGGUAAGAAGAACCUUGCGAAAUACGAUCAGUUUAUAGUUCUAGGAUAAGAGGGAAUCGCCCACCGACAUUCGUUCAAUAAAUAAAUCAAAUUCGUUUCGAUUGGAACGAUAUAUAAUUGUUACAAGAUGAUUCGAGGAGCAAGCAAGAAUUCGUGGCGGAACAAAUGUAUAAGUACGUAAUUCCAAGCCAAUUGUUACGGGGCCAAUACGGUGUAAAGUUAUGCUAUUUACACUCGUGGCCAUGCGAGAACCGAGGGUUCCCGCGCUUAUUACUUUUAUUCGUGAACUGCGUAGCAUGUAAAUUCCUUUGUAAUAUACUUUUUGAGAUAUCUUUAUGCGGCUAUGUGAUAAUAAUCCAAUUCGUAUGUAUUACCUGUCGUGGAAUAAAUUUUUACUAAAGGAAUGGAUGGUUCGCUCCUCUUCCCUUUUCCGAUCAGAAAAGAUUGCUUUCGCGUCCUCUGCUUCAAAGUAUCAAACCGCAUUCCCAUUUUCCAUCCCGCGAUGCGAAUUCCAGUUACCGAUGGAUGCCGCGUUCCUUUCAGUUCGUUUCUCCGAAAGUGCCGUGUUAAUAACGAGAAAUACGGUAAGCUUUUGCUUUUCAGAGAAUCAAAAUUAACUCAAGUUUCACCAUCCGUCAUGUUGAGUUUCCGAGAGGAAUAAUGUAUGCACGGUCCCAGGAAAGUUGAACAGCGCGAUUCAUUUGCCAGUUCGGAAAAGUAUUCCACGCCACGAAUGUUGAAAUUUAUGAGCCAACCUCUUUGCGAGUAUCCCGUGCUCGAUCGCGACACGCGGUUCAACGAAGUUUUUGCGCAUCGAGGAACAAAAUUUUUCUAAUAAUUGCCCAUUGACUGAUUAAUCCGGGUGAUAUUUGAUCAUUCGAAACGCGUGGAAACUGCAGGCGCGGUAUUGAAACGGCCGAACGUAAUUGGAGAAGCUAUCGAGAAAAUGAAUUUUCUGUGCGUGGGAGGAUGUAGUCCUAAUCGAUAUGUCGAGGAGGGAGACAAAGGGCAGCAUUGUUUGCGAUAACCCUACGAUUUUUCAGCAAUGUCUACUAUCUAUUUGAAAUAUGGAACAUCGAACGGCGUCCUCGUUUCAUGAUUCGUUCUCGCUGAAAUGAAAAUGAGCCACAGAUCUUUGCAUAUAUAUUGCAAGCAAUUUACUCAUCUCCGCCUAUUUAUACCGGCAUCAAUCCAAUAAUUGAAAUAACACCGUGAACGUCAACCCGUAGAACAAACGAGUUUACUCGAUGUAAACAAAUGCUCGCGAGACCAUGCUCGUAUUCAUUCACAUUCUAGUGUCGCAGCUGCGUUCCUUCCUUUUUGCCAUUCUACACGAACGGAAUUGUUUCGGCCAAAAACUAAAACGAGUGGCGGGUGAACGACAACUGGUAAACAGUGACGAGCACUCGACACUCUCGACGCUUUUAUUCACAAAGCGCAGCCCUAUUUGUCUCUUCCACUUAAAAAACUUACCCUUUCGCUCGGACCCUCGUUAAAUUACUGAAUGCACU